Messenger RNA from Penicillium pulvis, 1710 nucleotides. RefSeq names its product hexokinase family protein. The record is from RefSeq and is a predicted model, not a curated record. Gene Ontology annotation, biological process: intracellular glucose homeostasis; glucose 6-phosphate metabolic process; glycolytic process. Gene Ontology annotation, cellular component: mitochondrion; cytosol. NCBI's taxonomy places the organism in Eukaryota, Fungi, Ascomycota, Eurotiomycetes, Eurotiales, Aspergillaceae. The coding region runs from base 1 to 1710 and encodes 569 amino acids. Gene Ontology annotation, molecular function: fructokinase activity; D-glucose binding; ATP binding. The transcript is spliced from 2 exons.
AUGGCCAGAUCAGACCCUGCAUUACAAAACUUUCUGCAACCAUUAAAUAUCGAGCUCGAUAGGCUCUAUCGCUUGUCAUACCGUCUGUCUGUCACGUAUCGUGCAUUGGCAGCGGACUCCUCAGAGCAGUUCUUCCCCACUGCCACUACACGUUUGCCUACUGGGCACGAAAAGGGACGCUAUUUGGCCGUGUAUCUCGGUUUAUUCUAUCUUCGAGUGGCCUUCAUCGACCUGCUGGGCGAGGAGCAAGUAGAGAAACACUCCCAUGUUCGGCGCACGCUAGAGAAAGCAUGGCCGAUCGAGAAUCGCCUGCGCCAAGACCAGGCUGACUCUUUAUUUUCCUGGAUUGGGGACUGUAUUGCAGAGGUUAUACAUGAUGACUUGGCCAAUUCCAAAGAAGAUACGCCCUCCGAAAUCACAAUGGGCAUUUCGUUCUGUUUCCCAAUCAAGCAAAAGCUUCUCAAUGAGGCCAUUCUCAUGCCUACAGGCAAAGGGUUUACGCUGAAAUCCUCUCUGAAUCUCCGACAAGCACUUCUUGAUGGUUACGAGUGCCAUACCAGGCGCUCUGAUGAGGAUCCCGCCGAGAUGCCCGCAAAACGACAGAAGAAAUACUGUCUCCCCAAACUCAAAAUCACCGUAAUGACUAAUGAUACGAUUGCCACUUUUGCUUCGCUAGCAUAUUCGGUCCGCGCUCUUCCCAAUACCCGGGUUGUCAUGGGCCUUAUCGUAGGCGCAGGCUGUAAUUCAGCUGUGCCUAUGAAAUUCACCGAUCUUCAAGAAGCAAAAAUUCAAUACAUUCGCGAAAAAGAUCCCGAUGCUGAAGAAACGAUUGUUUCCACUGAAUGGACACUUCGAGGCGCAAGCGGACCACUGGAAGAGUUCAAGAUCGUGAAUCAAUGGGAUGCCGAGCUCGAGGCGCACUCCAACCGCCCGGGAUUCCAACCCCUGGAAUAUAUGGUGGGCGGUCGGUAUAUCGGCGAGUUAGUGCGCAUCAUAUGCUAUGACUGGUUCCACAAAAUGAGGGCAGUUCCUCGAUCUUCAUUACCUGUGAAGCUAGUUGAAGGGUAUACCCUGACUACAGAGUUCCUAUCGCUGGUGGUUGCAUCGAGCUAUUCCGAUGAACAGCUCGCAAAAGAACUGUCACAGCAACUUCCUGCCCCAGAAUCAAGCGACUGGCAAUGGACGCCUGAGUAUGCAGGACAUAUUCGCUCCAUUGCAGCCGCAGUACAAGAUCGAUCGGCGGCAUUGAUUGCGGCCGCCACAGUUGGACUUCUUGCUUGCACACGCGAGAUUCGGCUGCAAGAUAUGGAGUCUCCAGAUUCCCCAACACCAAGCACGGAUCAAUUGCAGGUUGCCAAUCAAGAAAAUCUGGUUCCUGAAUUUGGGUCCUCGAAAUCGGGUUGGCAGAACGGGCCCGAGGAGUUGGUCGUAGCGGUGUCUGGUGGUGUUAUACAGCACUAUCCGCACUAUAAGCAGACCAUUCAGCGGUACAUUGAUCGACUUAUUAUCAGUGCUGGGCCACAAAGCGAGGGCAAGAGCAUUUUCCUUCGCGAGGCCAGCGAUGGUGGUAUUAUAGGUGUGGGUGUCCUUGCUGGUACCAUUGCAGGGGAGAUUGAGGGCAUAAUUGGCUCUACAUUGGAAGAACAGCAUAAAUUCGAAGAAAACUUACGAGAAAGCUGUAAGGAUAUCACAAAUGUCUCCCGAGACUAG